AUGGAAAGAAAAUGUAAUGUUCUACACAUUGAACCAUCCUCGACAGAUCUGCGAAUUGGCGAACGGCUGCAGUUACGGGAAUCAAUUCUGUCUUGGAGGAAUUCUAAUGGAAAAAAACGGAGAAUUGAUGGAAUGGAAGCGAAGUUCCUAGUGCUUCGAAAGACCCGUAGAGCAGAUGCAAUGCUUAAACUGCAGGUAAGCAAAGCUCUUUAUGAAUAUCCUCUGAAUAUGUCGGAAGAUCUUUCCAGUGAAAAGAAGUCUAAGAAGGUGGAAAAGCGACGUCUUGAAAGCGACUCUUCUUCGGAUGAGGGAGUAGAUGACAAGACGCCUAUUAAGAAGUCGAAAUCUGCUGGCAGUAAACUAAAAAAUGCUGAUGGAGAAGAGAUGAUUGAAAUAGGUAACAUGCGUUAUGUCACUGUUAGAAAUUUCCGUGGAAAGGCUCUCGUCGAUAUUCGUGAAUACUAUUUGGAUAAGUCGUCAGGAGAAAUGCGGCCGGGAAAGAAAGGUAUCAGUCUGAACAGGGAGCAAUACCAGAAUUUUAAAGCCGUCUUAAAUGAGAUCGACGGAAAGCUUUAA
Messenger RNA from Angiostrongylus costaricensis, 576 nucleotides. The record is from the annotation of a GenBank genome assembly. Lineage: Eukaryota; Metazoa; Nematoda; Chromadorea; Rhabditida; Metastrongylidae.